Messenger RNA from Bombina bombina (fire-bellied toad), 1695 nucleotides. RefSeq names its product parathyroid hormone (gene PTH). Gene Ontology annotation, biological process: intracellular calcium ion homeostasis. The record is from RefSeq and is a predicted model, not a curated record. The transcript has 3 exons. The coding region runs from base 121 to 510 and encodes 129 amino acids. Gene Ontology annotation, cellular component: extracellular region. Gene Ontology annotation, molecular function: hormone activity. Lineage: Eukaryota; Metazoa; Chordata; Amphibia; Anura; Bombinatoridae.
UGUAGAUUGGUUCACAUAGAUCACAAAACUGUUCCAUGAAGUUCCCACAAGAGGAUCAAUAUUUAAUAGCACUAAAAGCCUGACUUGAACAGAAGGCUAAAUUGAAGACCUUUUGUUACCAUGCACUUUAUAUCAAUUCUCACCAAAACUGGAAUCCUCCUAUGUGGAUUAUUCUUCAUUUGCAGUUGCGAAGGAAACCCUGUUAAGAGACGGGCUGUCAGCGAGAUGCAACUUAUGCACAAUUACGGAGAAUUUAGACAAUCGAUGCAAAGACAUGAAUGGCUUCAGCUAAAGAUACAGAAUGUGUACCCAGCCUCCGUCAGCACGCCACAGGAAUCCACCGCUAAGGUAGCAGAAACUAAACCACACAAGCCUCAUAAAAAAGAAAACAAGCCGGAGAACAGAACCAAGAACGUAUCCCAUCCCAACCAGCGCACAAGCCACAAAAAGGCACGUGGUCAUGGUAACAGAUCUUAUCAGGACAAAGCUUUAGAAAUUCAUUUGCAUUGAAAGGAAUAUGGAGAUAAAUGUGCUGAUGUAACAGACUGAUAUAUUUUUUCAUAUAUUUUUUUUACUUUUGAUUUUUUUACGCUUUCUUUUACUUUUGUUUGCAAACUUAGGUAACUCUAAAGAUGACUUGAAGUGAAAAAAAGUCACAUAAUAAAGGGACAGUAACAUCAGAGUUAAAGGGACAUAAAACACAAACAUUUUCUUUAAUGAUUCCGAUAGAGGGGCCGAUUUAUCAUCGGUCUAUCCGACAUGAUCCGCUCAGCAGAUCAUGUCCGACAGACAUUGAUGAAUGCCGACAGCAUACGCUGUUGGCAUUUAUCUUUGCACCUGCAUUUCUUGUGAACUGCUUGUGCAAUACCGCCCCCUGCAGAUUCUCGGCCAAUCAGCCGCUAGCAGGGGAUGUCAAUCAGCCCGAUCCUAUAGGAUUGGGCGGAUUGAUGUCCGCAGCCUCAGAGCAGGAAGACCAGUUAUGGAGCAGCAGUAGACCGCUGCGUCAUAACUGGUUUUUUCGCCAAGCCUGAAGGCUCGCUCAGAAACAGGGGCAUUAAGCUCCAUUUAGAGCUUGAUAAUUUGUCCCCAUCUAAUACAAUUUUAAACAACUUUCCAAUUUACUUCUAUUAUAUAAUUUGCUUUAUUCUCUUGGUAUCCUUUGUUAAAGAAGCAGCAAUGCACUACUGGGAGCUAUCUGAACAAAUUGGUUAGCCAAUUGCAAGAUGCAUAUAUGUGCAACUAUCAAUCAGCAACUCCUGAUUCUACCUUUUCAAAAAAGAAUAUACAGAGAAGAAAACAAAUUAGAUAAUAGAAGUAAAUUAGAAAGUUGUUUAAAAUCACUUGCUCUAUCUGAAUCAUGAAGGGAAGAAAAUAGGUUUUAUGUCUCUUUAAACGUUCGUGAUUUAAACAGACCAUGACAUUUGAGAAAAAGAAAAAUCUUUCCACUUCUGUUAUCAAAUUCACUUUGUUCCCUUGGUAUCCUCUGUUAAAGAGUAACCCUAGAUAGGCUUAUGGGAGUUUAGUAAUGUGCACUUGUUUUAGACACUCUGUGGCAGCAGUGUUUGCAGCAAUGUUUGUAGUAAUGUGGUACAUUGUUCCAAUCAGUGCUAAAACUAUGUGUACACUCCUAAGCCACUAUGAGCCUACAUAGGUUCUACUAACAAACAAUACCAAGAGAAAAAAAAAUGUGAUACA